Strongylocentrotus purpuratus (purple sea urchin) is the source of this 6674-nucleotide messenger RNA. RefSeq names its product NFX1-type zinc finger-containing protein 1-like. The record is from RefSeq and is a predicted model, not a curated record. Gene Ontology annotation, molecular function: helicase activity; zinc ion binding. The coding region runs from base 628 to 6378 and encodes 1916 amino acids. The transcript has 4 exons. Lineage: Eukaryota; Metazoa; Echinodermata; Echinoidea; Camarodonta; Strongylocentrotidae. Gene Ontology annotation, cellular component: nucleus.
UUUUUAACAGAUACAAACCUGGUAAGGAGACUAAUCGUGUCGCGUCGGUGACCUUUGAGCUAAAUGUGGUAUUCCCCGUCCCACUAUACUGCGCAGAUGCAGUGUACCGUCGGCGUUUAUAAUGAUGCAUGUACUAAUUCCUAUUUACAUUCUGCAUUUGUGCAUGAGAUUUGUUCACUGACAGACCUGUGAUUUAUGUUGAACAUGCUCGAAGAUACACCCUCCUGAAUUCUGAGGGAUUUUGUAUACUAUUGUUCUCUGAGCAGUUUAUGGUACAUGUGCGUCGACGUGUCUUCAAGUUGGCUGUAUGGAUGACUCAUGACACACUGUUUGUUAUUCUGCUUCAAACCAGUUCAAGUUCAACUCCAGUGUUGAUUCACUCAGCGUUUAUUGAUUAUGCUCGGGGCUCGUCUGGGACUUCGCUGCAUUGGACUCUAGAAAACUGCCGUAUGAUUUCGUCAAAUUUGGUCGGAUAUAGAACCGGACGUCCUUCUAGCUAAGGUAUUUCAAGCAGAUCGUCUUCUUUUCCUCCACCCAGACAAGUACAGUAAGGAAACAUGCAUCGAAAGUUGUCCAUAAACAAAGCAUUUCACCCAUGAGAACAGUCUACUAGAUAAUCAUUCCAUUAUGGCAGGUAGACGCCCCACUCCGUGCAGUGUAGAUGUACUAGAUGAUGACAGAGGAAGCACUAUACUAAGUGAUACUGAAUCAGUAUCAUCAGUUUCAAGCAGUACCACAGGCCAACGUAAAAGGACUAGAAAGAGAGACAACAGGAAAAAAACGCAAACCCACAAGAACCUUUUCGGUCCAGAACUUACAGUACGAGAACUGAAUUAUCUUCGACAAAAGGAAAGCGACCUGGCGAUUACACUGAGAGCUCGGAAACCACUCUUGGAAGCUCUGCUUCUUAAGGAUGACUUGGGGGAUCAUAUGAUGGCAAAUCUCCUAGAUCUUCUCCUCUCAGUCUCAAAGAUAGGAGGUGAUGAUGCAAAGGAGGUAUAUCGAUUCUUAGCAAGCAGGCAGUUCAUCCAAGUCCAUCUACUUCUGAUUGUCAUGAAGUGCAGGAUGAACACUGGUUUGUGCUCUAGUGGCAAUGCUCUCCCGAAAGCAAUAUCGGUUUUGAUGGCAUUUUACCGGUUUGGGUGUGGAGAUACCGAAAGAUUCCAAAUGGUUGCAGCGGUGAUACAUGAUACAAUUGAGUAUGGUCUAGACAUUCCCGAGAGAAAGAGUUAUGCAAAGGGGCUUACAGAUGUCAAGAAGAUACUCAACAACGAGGAAAGUGGUAAAGAAGAAUCCGCCGAAGACAUAUGCAACAUCCCCAUAUUUCCUACAGCAGGAGAAGUAGCUGAUCCGGAAACUGCAGUACUUCGUGAUGCAACCGCUGAGGAGGGUCCUUCUGUGAAAAACUAUCUGGAAUGCCACUACCGACUUUUGAGGGAAGACAUCGUACAACCCCUUCGUGCAGUGAUUUCUAAGUAUCACCAAGUAAAGAGAGAAGAGGGGCUAGAUGCCGCGAAGAGGAAAUGCCAUAUCAUUGAUAAUGUCAAAUUGCAUGAGAUCAUCACAACACAUACAUCCAAAGGUGUGACGUUUCGUGUUCAAUUUGACACAUCUUCCCUAGAGUAUGUGUCAUGGGAGACAACAAAGAUCCUGUCCUUUGGAACUAUGGUUUGCCUGACCAACAACCACUUUCAUGAUAUGAUUUUCGCCACAAUUGCCAAGCGGGACCCACAGUGGCUGAAGAAGGGAUUUGUAGAUCUCCGACUCCUUAGGCUAGAAGAUACAAGAUUGCUGAUGUCAGGUGCUCACUUCUACAUGAUCGACUCUCGGAAGUAUGUUGAAGAAUCAUACGAGGUAUUGGAUGCCAUGCGGCAAAUCGACACCAAUGUCCUUCCUCUGGUACCGCAUGUUGUCUACCAAGUGGCAGAAAAUGAGAUUUUUCGUAAUCUAAGGAAGGAUCCCGACAUGCAAUACGACGUCGGUCCUCUGAUGAAGAAUGAGCGAACUGCAAGGAGGUCUAUGCCUCGAACAUGGAGAACGCCCCUACUAAAUAAGGAGAAAUGGCCUGCAACUGAUCAGCUGUGCGUCGAUGAGCACCAACUGGCCGCAAUACAGGCGGCUCUCACGAAGCAGUUGACUGUCAUCACUGGUCCACCAGGGACUGGAAAGACGCAUGUAGGCCUGAAGCUUAUUCAGCUUUUUGUUCUAAAUAAGGAUCGAUGGAGUGAUAUCACAUGUUCAUCUCACGAGGGAAAUGAUGGUGGACCACUUCUCUUCAUGUGUGCCAGUAGGGGAACUCUUGAUGAAUAUCUUACUGGAGUGUCUUUCUUUCAGCGGAACGGAAUAGUGAGAUGGGCUGGUCAAUAUACAAGGAAGUCUCUUCAAGAAUAUCAAAUUGAAAAUCUGCGUGAGAAACAGGCUGUGUCAACGGCUAAUGAAGACCAGUUGUCUAGUGAGAAACUAGAGAAGUGCAAGAAGAGACUUUCGUAUGUACAGGACAACAUAGCAAACCUUCGAACCAAGAUGUUCCCGGAAGAGAUCCUCAAAGUGGUCAUGGAUGAAAAACACUACCAGAGACUGAAAGCGGGGAAAGAACUGAAUUCCUGUGCAGUAAUCUUGGAGUGGCUUCUGUCAAACAACAGCUGUGGAGACGAUCUUCGUAAACUUGAGGAAGGUAUUCCAUUCAAUUUGUCUCGCUUUACAUGUCAGGAUGGAGACGGAGAUGCAUGGUUUGAACAGAAUCUCCCAUUUGUACUCGACUCCCUAGCUCCUCACCUGUCAAACCAGACAAGAAACUUUGUGAGUAAGCAACUUACUUCCAGGGACAAGAUGACGGAUUCAGAAUCAAAGAAGGUCGAAGAUGUGUGGAGACUGGAUUCGCGAGAUCGAUGGAGAGUCUAUCGACUUUGGAUUACCAAACUGGAAACCAGAGGCAAUCAAAGAGCAAUGGCCAUCUUCAAGGAGAUGGAGCAGAUCUGCCUUGAUUGUCAGAAGAUGCAUGACGUCAUUGAUGAAUCUAUUCUUGGUGCUGCGUCUGUAAUAGGCAUGACUGCUUCAUCGGCUGCGAAGAACCGAAGGGUUCUACAACGUAUCAACCCACGAGUCAUCAUCAUUGAAGAAGGAGCCGAUGUUCUUCAGUCAAUAACGUCGGGCAUAAUCCCAUCUGCCUGUCAACAGCUCAUCAUCAUCGGCGACAAUGUCCCCAAAGAAGACCAAUUCCAAGCAGUAAGGAAAUUCGCAGACGUGCACGGUAUUCAUGCUUCUCUUAUGCAACAGUUGGUUGACAACAGCUACUCCGUGUAUGAGCUUAAAAUGCAGCAUCGAAUGAGCCUAAAUGCAUCCAAACUCAGCCGCCAACUGUUCAGCUACGAAUACCAGAGUGACCAGUCAGUCAUUGACCUACCACCAAUUACUGGCAUUAAACACAACGUAUUCCUUAUAGAUCACAAUGUACAAUCAUCUCCAGGAACUUACGAAGUCUCGUUCUUACUGGAACUGUUUAACUAUCUGUUAGGUCAGGGCUUUGCACGGAAACAGAUCUCAAUCCUUGUCUCAUUCCCAGCCCAGCAGAAUCUCUUCGGAAGUGACAUGAGGGACCGACUUCUCACCGUUGAUAACUUCCGAGGUGGGAAUGACAUCGUCUUGUUCAUGAGUAACGGAAGCGAAAGAGGGAGCAGGCCUGGAUGUCUGCUUAGGGAUCGACGUAUCGCCAAUGUGUUGGGCAGCGCAAGAAGAGGAUUGUACAUCAUUGGCAAUUUCUCAUUUCUGUCCAGCCAGUGCACUAUGUGGGCGGGGAUCUUGGAAGAAGCACGACGACUUGAAUUGGUUGAUAGCUGUCUGAAGUUAACAUGCCCUCAUCACCCGGAUAAUCCAAUCACCGUUUCCUCAGUAGAUGGAUUUCAGCAGCUUAAGGAGAAACAUGGGUGUGGAUUACCAUGUCAAGCUCGCCUGGACUGUGGUCAUGGAUGUAAGGAACCAUGUCAUGAUCAUGACUCUGAUCAAGCAAAAGUCGUUUGCAAGCAGCCUUGCAACAAAACCAUCUGUGAAAAUGGCCAUAAGUGCACCAGGAACUGCUCAGAACCAUGUGAAACAAAAUGCAGAGAAAAGAUGGAAAAACAGCUGACAUGCGGUCACUUUCAACGUCUCCCAUGCCUUCUUUCCCCAAGUCAUGCUACAUGUAGAGAUAAAUGUGAACGGUUGCUUACCUGCGGUCACAAAUGCACUGGCAUUUGCGGAAACCCAUGCAAGAAGGAAUUUUGUGUUGAGAAGACAACAAAAUCCAACUGGCCUUGCAAACAUGCAGUGGAGGUGCGUUGCUGCGAUGGCCCAGAAUCGUGUCCAGAGCCAUGUAACUUUGUCUUAGCAUGUGGGCACCCGUGCUCCGGAACUUGUGGAAAAUGUCGGCGUGGAAGACUCCAUGUGGUGUGUCAACAGCCCUGUGGUCGCACUCUUGUCUGUGGCCACUCUUGUGAGAGUAAUUGUGCGGCCCAGUGCCCUCCUUGCACGAAGCAAUGUCAAAAUAGAUGUCAGCACAGUGAAUGCAGGAAAUUCUGCGGAGAAGCUUGUAUACCAUGUAAGGAAUCCUGCCUCUGGCGAUGUCCUCAUGUCUCGUGUGCGAAGUUGUGUGGAGAACCUUGCAACCGGAAGCCAUGUGAUGAACCCUGUAAGAAGAAUCUCCCUUGCGGACAUCCCUGCAUUGGCAUGUGUGGAGAAAGAUGUCCCACCAAGUGUCGGGUGUGCAACAAAGAGGAAGUCACAGAGAUUCUCUUCGGUAGCGAGGACGAAGAAGACACAAGGUUUGUUCAGCUGGAGGACUGUGGUCACGUGAUCGAGGUCGAGGCAUUGGAUCACUACAUGAGCAUGACCCAAGAUACCAACGAUGACGUCACUAUUCAGCUGAAAGGAUGUCCGAAAUGCAAGACGCCCAUUCGAAGGAAUCUCCGCUAUGGUAAUAUCAUCAAGCAGACCCUAGGAGACGUGGAGAAUGUGAAGACUAAAAUGAGAGGAAGCGAAGCAGAGAUCGAAAGCAAAAUGAACGAGCUCAGAGCUAAAUCGUCUCUACUCAGAAGCCACACGGCUUUUAGAGAUAGAUUUCUUGCCGAGAGAGACAUGCGGAAACUGGUCGCGGACUUGACGCAAAUGAAACAUCUAGAGAAGAUACUCGCUCGCCUGAACAGAUGCGCGUUUUUGCGAGCUAUUGCCGAUGUCAGAGCCAAGGUGUCAACUGGAACAAACGUCACCUUUAUGUUGAAAACUCGGAUGCAGGCCUUGGAAAUGCGACUCCGAGAACUGAAGAACGAGGUUGUCGGGGGAGAGAUGGAUAAGUUCACGGAUCAGCAGAUGAAUGACCUACAAAGAGAAAUUUCUCGGGCUAAUCUUCAGGCUCAGGCCAUGACGGUUCUUACGCGCAACAUGACCAUGUUGAAUCAAAACAUGCAAAGUCGAUAUCGAAAAGCUUUCGAUAGUGUCGUUGAAAAGGAAACACCGUUUACCAGUGAGGAUGAAGUUCAGGCAACUCGGCUUCUUCGACAGCUUAAGCAGGAGAUGGGCCAUGUAGUUCUUGGCAUCACCGAUCAAGAACGCGUUCAGAUUGUCAAAGCCAUCGGCCUCAGUCAAGGGCAUUGGUACAAAUGUCCAAAAGGUCACGUGUAUGCAAUUGGCGAAUGUGGGGGUGCAAUGGAAGAGACCAAAUGCCCCGAGUGUGGAGCAAAAAUUGGUGGAGGAAGCCAUCGUUUGACCGGGGGUAACCGAGUUGCGAACGAGAUGGAUGGUGCUACUCAAGCUGCAUGGCCGACCGGUGCCUUCGGCUAUGAUGAAUAUGAGGAGGAGGAAGAAGUAGAACAGGAACUUGAGUUUGAUCACGAAGAUAUUGAAGAACAGUUUCAAAUUGAAAGGCAGAUCAGGGAAGAUCAGGAAAGAGAGGAAAGAGAACGACAGGAAAGAGAACAGGGAAGAAAUCGACUAGUGAAUGAGGAAAGAGAAGGAAGGGCAAGACAAUUAACAUGGUUGGAGAGGAUGCAAAGACAGGAGGUGGAAAGAGAGAGACAAGAACAAGAACGACUUGUGAAUCAGGAACGAGCAAGACAAGAAACACAAAGAUUGGCAAGGGAGGAGAUGGCGAGGGUGGAAAGACGGAGACGUGAAAGAGAACGACUUGUGAAUCAGGAAAGAGAAGAAAGGGCAAGACCGGAAAUACAAAGAUAUGCAAUGGAUGAGAGGGUGAGAAUGGAAAGAGAGAGACGCGCGAGAGAAGAGAGAAUAUUGGAGAGACAGAGACAAGAAAGAAUGCGAGAGCAGCACGACUUUGAAGAGCAACAACGUAGACUAAGUAGAAAUUACCAACGACAAGAAGAAAAUAAAGGUUGUAUAAUUUCUUAAAUGUACUACUUCACAUUUUCAGGUAAAAAAGACAAAUGGAUGAAGGUCCGGUGAACUCUGAGAAGAUCUAUGUUGAAAAGUUAAUGCUUUAAAAAUCUUGUUCACUUAAAUUUUCUUAUAGUGUAUACAAAUAACAAUUAAAACCUUUCGAUCGUCAUUAAUUUCAUUUUUGUCAAUUUUGAAUUAUGGAGAGAAGUGUCAUGGGUAGACCAUGUGAUUUGUAACUAAUGGCAUUACAUACGGUACAUGUAUAUAGUUAUUGUAUUUCUUACAUACUUACAGUUAACAACUAAACU